AUGUCUGCCUCGCCCUCCGCCUCUAACCCUUCCCUCACCACCUCCGCCUACAUGGUCUCCUCCCGCGACCGAUCCUACUCCUCCGCCUCCGACGACGACAUCGCCUCUCUCCCCUCCGAAAGUACCUCCGUCUCCGACCUCGAUACCCUCUCAGAUUACUCCGACGCGGAGGAGGAAUGGCGCGAAAGUCUGGAGCAGUUAGAGAUGCUCCUGACUAUGGUGUUCGUUCCGUUCGUGGGGAAAUAUCUGGGCCGGAAAUGCGCUUACUGGAGUUGGACGAGAUUCAUGGAAUGGAAGUACCCCGUUGAGGUGGUCGUAAGCAACAAGGCUGCCUUCAAGGGAGCCGGGGCUGUGGGGGCUCUCUCCCCUCUAUAA
Aspergillus aculeatus ATCC 16872 is the source of this 375-nucleotide messenger RNA. RefSeq lists its product as uncharacterized. Gene Ontology annotation, biological process: protein insertion into mitochondrial outer membrane; mitochondrial outer membrane translocase complex assembly. The record is from RefSeq and is a predicted model, not a curated record. Gene Ontology annotation, cellular component: mitochondrial outer membrane. The coding region runs from base 1 to 375 and encodes 124 amino acids. The transcript has 2 exons. Lineage: Eukaryota; Fungi; Ascomycota; Eurotiomycetes; Eurotiales; Aspergillaceae.